UAUGUGAGUGGUUGUGUGCGGGUGCGCCCUCGUGUGGCUGUCAGCAUUUCCUGAUUUUGGGUGGAGAGGAGACUAGCGUCUGGAAAAAUGGCAGGCCAGGAAGAUCCCGUUCAAAGAGAGAUUCAUCAAGACUGGGCAAAUCGAGAAUACAUCGAAGUAAUCACCAGCAGCAUUAAGAAAAUCGCAGAUUUUCUUAACUCGUUUGAUAUGUCAUGUCGGUCUCGUUUGGCUACGCUGAACGAGAAGCUCACUGCUUUGGAAAGAAGGAUUGAAUACAUUGAGGCCAGGGUUACCAAGGGAGAAACACUGACCUAACUCACGAUGCCCUGAUUACAACAUCCUCUCCCGGAACUCCCAUUGUAUUCCGUCUCUAAUCGUGUUUUAAAUUUCAUUUGUUUUGAUGGUCUGUUAACUAUACCUCACACUUCACACCAUGUGUUUCCUCCAAUUAACCGUGGAUCAAUGUCAGGUAGUGGCAUUCCAUUUUCCUACUAAUACUGACUGGAAGUGUUGUUAAAGCUUUUUUGUAAAGUGUAUACAGAAAUGGUGGAAUGGACUGUCCCUGAUAUUGUGCACCUUCACUGUAUUUGCCAGCUCUUGUGGAUCAAAUGGACUGUAUUACUGCACAACUUAAAAGAUUUAAAAACAAACGCCAUGUUGUUAUCAUGCAGCUGAAGCUUUCUGUCUGUAUAGUUUUGUAUGUUGAGGUACAUCAAACAGCUAUGGUCAAGGAGUGUCAUCCUCCUUCCUAGAUUAGAUAUGCUUUAUGCCAGAUUAUCAUGAUGCAGUCCUGAGGUCUUUUGUCAGAGAUUAUAGGCUCCAUGUUGCAUGGACGCCGGUCCCCUGUGCAUUCUCUGUCUGUUGUUGAGCAUGUUACGCCACAAAAGAGACGCCAAAGUGCUUUGUUCGCUUGUGGUGAUUGUCAUUUUUACCUUGGUUGUAUGUAAGCAAUUCAAUUUUGUUUUCACAUUUGUACUGAAAAUGGAAUAAACAUGUUUAAAACAUAGAA
Engraulis encrasicolus (European anchovy) is the source of this 1009-nucleotide messenger RNA. RefSeq names its product BRICK1 subunit of SCAR/WAVE actin nucleating complex (gene brk1). The record is from RefSeq and is a predicted model, not a curated record. Gene Ontology annotation, molecular function: protein-containing complex binding. NCBI's taxonomy places the organism in Eukaryota, Metazoa, Chordata, Actinopteri, Clupeiformes, Engraulidae. Bases 88 to 315 code for a protein of 75 amino acids. The transcript has 3 exons. Gene Ontology annotation, biological process: actin filament organization; regulation of actin polymerization or depolymerization; cell motility. Gene Ontology annotation, cellular component: SCAR complex.